AUGGCGCAGAGCAAGGAAACAGGGGUGUCGGUCACAUCCCAGGUCGACCUGGAGUCGACAAAUGCGAAUUUAUCGCCUGAGAAGAAGGGCACUGUCGAUGACCAGCGAGACAUGUUCCGUAUGGGCAAGCACCAAGAGCUGCGACGUAACUUUCGUUUUGUGUCCAUUUUCGGUUUCUCCAUGAUUCUGAUGGCCAGCUGGGAGACCAUUUUGGGCACGUCUAUUAUCGGUUUGAUCAAUGGUGGGACUGCUGGCAUGAUCUGGCUCUUCCUGGUGGCCUGGAUCGGCUUUCUGGCUGUUAACACCUCGAUGGCUGAAAUGGCUUCAAUGGCUCCGACAUCAGGUGGCCAAUACCACUGGGUGAGCGAAUUUGCGCCUAGAAAGUAUCAAAAGUUCAUGAGUUUUAUUGUUGGUUGGUUUUGCGUGCUUGGAUGGCAGACAGGGGCGGCGAAUACAGCUUUCUUGGCUGGUACCCAAAUACAAGGUCUCGUUGUUCUGAACUAUACCGACUACGCACCUCAGAGAUGGCACGGCACCCUCUUGACCAUUGCGGUAGCAUCGUUUUCCGUCUUUUUCAACACGUUCUUGGUUAAGAAGCUACCGCUGGUGGAAGGCAUUGUGCUUAUUAUCCAUAUCUUCGGCUUCUUUGGCGUGCUCAUCACGCUCUGGGUUCUGGGUCCUCGUGGAAAUGCGAGCGACGUUUUCACCACGUUCAACAACUAUGGCGGCUGGAGCAGCAAUGGGCUUUCCGCAAUAGUGGGUAUCCUGGCCGUCAUGAUUCCGCUGCUGGGUGCAGAUGGCGCAGUCCAUAUGUCUGAGGAACUUCGGGAUGCCUCCAAGGUGCUUCCUCAGAGCAUGAUCGCGACCACGGUGCUCAACGGUGCAAUGGGUUGGAUCAUCCUCAUCACCUUCUGUUUCGUUCUUGGCAACCUCGACGAUGUCAUCAGUUCGCCUACUGGACAGCCUUACGUCCAGGUCUUUUACAACGCCACCGAGUCAUACGCCGGGGCAUCGGUACUGUCCGCACUGGUGAUCUUCAUGGCAAUCUUCUGCAAUUUGUCCAUCACUGCAACCGCAUCGCGACAACUAUGGUCCUUUGCUCGCGAUCAGGGUAUUCCAGGAUCUCCUUGGUUUGCAUAUGUCCGACCAGGCUGGGACGUGCCCAUGAAUAGUAUCAUUGUCUCCUUCGUCGUGUCAUGCCUGCUGUCGCUGAUCAACAUUGGCUCGACCAUUGCACUCAACAACAUCACAUCCCUGUCUCUGGUCGCCAUUCUAGCGUCUUACAUUGCCUCGAUUGGCUGCCUUUUCUGGAGACGACUCACGUACCAACCACUCCUCCCGGCCAAGUUCACAUUCAGCCGGCCAGUUGGCCUUUUCUUGAACGCAUUCAGUCUCAUGUUCCUGACGCUCGCUUUCAUAUUCGCCUUCUUCCCAGGAAACCCCGAUCCAACUGUCGAGCAGAUGAACUGGGCCUGCUUGAUGUUUGGCGGAGUCAUGCUCUUUGCGAUCAUUCACUACUUCGUGCAGGCGAGGCAUGUCUAUGACGGCCCUGUGGAAUAUGUGCGCAAGUUGGUGUGA
Cladophialophora yegresii CBS 114405 is the source of this 1578-nucleotide messenger RNA. RefSeq lists its product as uncharacterized. Lineage: Eukaryota; Fungi; Ascomycota; Eurotiomycetes; Chaetothyriales; Herpotrichiellaceae. Gene Ontology annotation, cellular component: membrane. Gene Ontology annotation, molecular function: transmembrane transporter activity. The transcript has 8 exons. The record is from RefSeq and is a predicted model, not a curated record. Gene Ontology annotation, biological process: transmembrane transport. The coding region runs from base 1 to 1578 and encodes 525 amino acids.